AUGGGUAAAUUUAUAACGCCGCAACAAUACUUUUAUUUACCCAAGAACGUUAAGUAUUACUUGGGGAUUGAGAACGAGAGGGUGGAUACACGAAUCAACAAACUUGAAGAUGACUUGGAGAAACUAAAAAGAGGUGUACUUAAUGUUUUUGAAGUUGCAGGUUGCCAAGAUAAUUCAUGUCUUCUUGCGGUUGAAUUUGGUGCAAAUGUAGUCGCUAAAGGAACCAUAAUGACGUAUAGUGCAUCGGCUUUAAUACCCAUUCCACUUGAAGAGGAUUUCAUUGUGAAGGUCAAAGAUGCACUGAGACACAUACUAAGUUGGCCAAGACACUUAGUUAUCCGAUGCUCUGACCUGGGAAAAGUGGUAGCGACACCUGUGAAAAAACAUGCAACACCAGUGAAGGAAGGUGCAACACCUUUAAAAGAAGAAAUAGGAUGUAAUAAGAAAGAAAAGCGGACAUGAAAUAUGCUUGAUGGAAAAAAAGAACCAUAUGAUGUGGAAGAAGGGGAUGAUAUGGAAGAAGGGGAUGUAAUAGAAAAGAAG
Molecule: messenger RNA, 543 nt
Organism: Lactuca saligna
Lineage: Eukaryota; Viridiplantae; Streptophyta; Magnoliopsida; Asterales; Asteraceae
Source: the annotation of a GenBank genome assembly